AGAGACCCGCCUGCGCGGGGCCUUUUUCGGGCAACUCUGUGGUGGAGGUGGCUGCGAAAUGCAGCUUAUGUGAAUGCUUUCUCUCCGGAAGAGUGGUGAGGUGGAGUCGGCGCCUUCAGUAAACGUUUAUAUUUUGCAUUCAGGGAUUAGUCCGGCUAAACGUAACAUGUUUCAGAAAAGAGCGUCGUUGAGAUUUGUGAAAUACUGCCUGUUGUGUGUCAGUUGUAUCCUAGGCGUGCAGUCAGGGCUUAUCAAAGAUGAUUCUGUGAGUUUAUUUUAAAUGAUAGCUGAAACACCAACUUAUUUAUAAGUCUGGUAUGAAGUGCAGGAAGAUUUGUGAUGGAUGUAGGAAAGUGGCCAAUAUUUACAUUGCUUUCACCUCAAGAAAUAGCAACUAUCCGGAAAGCGUGUGUGUUUGGAACGUCUGCCAAUGAAGCUAUAUACAUAACUCACAAUGAUGAGGUUUUUGUUUUUGGACUAAAUUGUAGUAAUUGUCUGGGAACUGGAGAUAACCAAAGUACCAUUGUACCAAAGAAACUUGAAACGUUAUGUGGAAAGAGGAUUCAUAGUCUCAGUUAUGGAAGUGGGCCACAUGUGGUUCUCAGUACAGAAGAUGGUGAAGUUUAUGCCUGGGGACACAAUGGAUACAGUCAACUGGGGAACGGGACCACCAACCAAGGUGUCACACCCAUUCAAGUCUGUACCAAUUUGCUAAUUAAGAAAGUAACUGAAGUAGCUUGUGGCUCACAUCAUUCUAUGGCACUGUCAUCUGAUGGAGAUGUCUAUGCCUGGGGCUAUAACAACUGUGGACAAGUUGGGUCAGGAUCAACAGCGAAUCAGCCAACUCCUCGCAAAGUUUCAAAUUGUUUACAGACUAAAGUGGUGGUCAGCAUUGCUUGUGGCCAGACCUCCUCUAUAGCUAUAGUAGACAAUGGUGAGGUAUAUGGCUGGGGUUAUAACGGCAAUGGGCAACUAGGUUUGGGAAAUAAUGGUAACCAAUUGACACCAUGCCGAGUAGCAGCACUUCAAGGUGUAUGUGUAAUGCAGAUUGCCUGUGGCUAUGCGCACACGCUAGCACUAACAGAUGAGGGGUUACUGUAUGCCUGGGGAGCUAACACUUAUGGGCAGCUGGGGACUGGCAACAAAAGCAACCAGCUAAGCCCAGUGCAGAUCCUGAUGGAGAAGGAGAGAAUUGUAGAGAUUGCCGCUUGCCACUCCACUCACACUUCUGCUGCCAAGACACAGAGUGGCCUGGUGUAUAUGUGGGGUCAGUGCCGGGGGCAGUCAGUGGUGCACCCCCAUGUUACCCACUUUUCUUGCACCGAUGAUGUGUUUGCUUGCUUUUCUACUCCAGCUGUGAUGUGGCGUCUUCUCUCAGUAGAGCAUGAGGACUUCUUAACAGUGACAGAGUCCCUGAAGAGAGAAUUUGACAGUCCUGAAACAUCGGAUCUAAAAUUUAGAGUAGAUGGAAAAUUCAUUUAUGUACAUAAAGCUGUCUUGAAAAUCAGAUGUGAACACUUCCGUACAAUGUUCCAAUCAUACUGGAAUGAAGACAUGAAGGAGGUGAUAGAAAUAGACCAGUUUUCCUAUCCAGUAUACCGUGCUUUUCUUGAGUACCUGUACACGGACAACGUUGAUCUUCCUCCUGAAGAUGCUAUAGGGCUUCUGGAUUUGGCUACAUCAUACUGUGAAAACAGAUUGAAAAAACUAUGUCAACAUCUUAUCAAAAGAGGGAUCACGGUGGAGAAUGCCUUCUCAUUGCUCUCUGCAGCAGUGCGCUAUGAUGCAGAGGAUUUAGAAGAAUUCUGCUUUAAGUUUUGUGUCAAUCACUUGACUGAAGUCACUCAAACUGCAGCUUUUUGGCAAAUGGAUGGUUCUCUGCUAAAGGAAUUCAUUGCUAAAGCCAGUAAAUAUGGAGCAUUUAAGAACUGAAAGAUGUACAAGUCUGUUGGAAUGGCGCCACUACAACUGGUGUGAUUUCAUGUGCUUCUCUCCAGUUCUUGCCAAUGAAGAGAACUGACAAGAACAUGUUGCAUAAAGGCACUUGUCCUGCAGCUAGGCUCUCAGGUGAUCUCCACAUCAAGCAGUAUGUAUUUUGUUUGGCUUUUGUUGCUCUAGAUAUGCUUCUAUGGUUUUAAACACCUUUGAGGAGGAAAUAAAAUUAUAGGAGGAACAAAAAUGGGAGAGUAGGAAUAUAAAAAAUAGUAUUUUUUUUGGUGCUGUUGUUCGGUUUUCCCAAUAAUGGUCUGUUAAUUUAUUUGGCUUGAUUUAUUUUCAAGCAGUAUUAAGAUAGCUGGCACCAAGAUGCUUCACUGCACAAUUAAGUGUAAAUGAAAGAAAAAACACCAGUAUUUUUCCUUAAUUUCUGUUUGCAUAUUAAUGAAGUUUCCAUGAUCUCUCAGUACCCAAAGGCUUCAACUGCCUUGUGAAAUGAUAAAUAAAAUAUAUUUGAGUCUAUAUAACUUUUGAAGACUCAAAGAUUAUUAGUGUUUACUAAUGUAAUUGGGAUUAUGUUACUGUUUCCACAUCUCUUUUAACACUGAAUCUAUCAAAUUUAUGUGAAAAAGAACAUUGUCCUGAGGGCCCUAAUGUUGUUAAAAGCAGGUGACUGCAGGAAAAUGCAUUGAAAUUCUGUAUAUAUAAUAAACUUGUUUGCAAAUUAUAUGUUUUUAUUUUAUACAUUAAAAUUACGUUAACAAUUA
Pogona vitticeps (central bearded dragon) is the source of this 2702-nucleotide messenger RNA. The record is from RefSeq and is a predicted model, not a curated record. Lineage: Eukaryota; Metazoa; Chordata; Lepidosauria; Squamata; Agamidae.